GUCCUUGCCUACCUCAUGAAGUUUGCCCCGCAGCCGCAAGAGAGGUUUGGAAUGUCAGGCGAACGAGAUGUGCGAUACUGUGUGAUCACGAAGACGAUUUCACCGGGAUGCCUCAGAGCGAAGGCUGAGCCGUGCAGCUCAGGAGCGGCGGAGCCUCCAAGAGGCUUACGACUUCCUGCGGAGGCAGCGGCCCAUCGCCGAUCCACGGCAGGUGCCCUGUGCAGUGCCUUGGGGGCCGCCCUUCCUCUGGCCCCUCUCGAGGAGUUCCUGGAGCAGCUGGGCCGGCUCGAGUGCCAGCUCUUCGGGAAGCCCACGCCCUCGCUGCAGGCAGAGGAGGUCUUCGCCGGGCGACGGAUGUUGAACGUCGAUGGCGCCCCGAGCCCCGUGAUGCAGGAGCCAGGGCACAGCCCGGAGAUGAUGCACGAGCUGGAGGCGCUGCAGCAAGUGAUGCAGAGCCUGAACUCGCAGCUCCAGCUCAUAGGUGCAGAGGCAGAUGCUGCUGCCAAAGAGGUCGCCCAUCACAACGUGGACAGCGCAGACGGAGGAGGCGGUCACAUGGCCGAGUCCCCACGGCGCGAUGAGAACCAGACGGCUUUCGUCGCCCGGAGGUACGUCUCCAAGUUGACCUUGCCUCCAAAGCAGAUGGACGAGAAGUCCUUGCCCGAGCUCAAGCGGGAGCGAGAUGCAUGCGAGGCCCUCCUCGACUUUAUGGCAAGAACUGCGGCAGCGCUGCUGGAUCAGAGAGAUCACCUUCGCGAGCAGCUGCCUACCCAGGGCACGCUCGCCAGCGAAGGCACUCCCAGCGAGGAGGGCCUGAGAAGACCCAUCGUUUAG
Molecule: messenger RNA, 834 nt
Organism: Symbiodinium necroappetens
Lineage: Eukaryota; Dinophyceae; Suessiales; Symbiodiniaceae
Source: the annotation of a GenBank genome assembly